AUGCUUCCUUCAUCGUCUUCGUCAAUCGAAUUUAAGUUAUAUGCACCAAACAGUUUAUGUGUCUCACUUAUUGGUUCAUUUUCUGAAUGGAGUGAAAUCGAAAUGCAAAAAACUAAAGAUGAUGGACAAUGGCGCGUCUCUAUCGCAUUAGAAGAUGGUGAAUAUGAAUAUAGAUUUAGAUUACAACCAAUCAAAAUUAAAGACAAACAAGCAGUGCAUUGUGUUGACUUCGAAAAUGUGAUUGAUCCAUAUUCAAAACGAGUUGAUAUAAGGAAAAAUGUUGGUAUUAUCAAAAUCAAAAAUGGCAAAGAAGUUGUUGAUGAAUAUCAAUGGAAACAUGAUAAUGAACAAAACAAUUUACCACAAAAUAAAGAUUUAAUUAUAUAUGAAAUAUUUAUUGCUGAUUUUACAAAAGAAGGUAAGAGCUUUUAA
Molecule: messenger RNA, 432 nt
Organism: Didymodactylos carnosus
Lineage: Eukaryota; Metazoa; Rotifera; Eurotatoria; Philodinida; Philodinidae
Source: the annotation of a GenBank genome assembly